CGCGCACGCUCCCCGCCGCUCCGCGCGCGGAUCCCGCACGAGGCUGUCAUUCACCUGCGUGAUCGAGAAGCCUGAACAAAAUCUGAAACCAUCUUUUCAUCUUCAUCUGAGCCAGCAUGAAGUUCUCCUGGACCCACGGAACCGGGAUACAAACUUUUACCGACUAUGAAACGGAAAGUGGUGACGUCAUUCCCCUCCAGAACAAGAGUCCAGGUCUUCACUGCUGCUGCUCCUCAUCGUGGCCGUCCUCAGCCCCGCGCUCGGCUGUGAUUGGCUCAGAGGCUACAGAGAUCUGAGGAACAGGACUGUGGUCCUCAUCCAGACCAUGGGCGGUCCGAUGGCCGUUCAGGACCCCACGGAUUACUUUCCAUACAACCUGUACAGACAAGUCCACUCUCGAGGGGUGCAGGUUCAGCUCUGGUUCAUCAGAGAAAACCUGCAGCACAUCCACGACCUCUACCACCGCAGCAACUGCUCCUCCGCCUGGAACCAGCAGAAGAGGAUGGAGUUCAUGCAGAGCGUGGAGCGGCAGAUCCAGGAGCUGAGCAGCUGCCUGAAGGAACCCGACGUGGCCAAAGAGAGGCGGAUCCUGGCCAAACAACUCCGCAGAUUCUACCGCAAGCUGAGACGCCAGAGCCUGGAGCCCUCUGGGAGCGUGGGCUCUCACCAGCCAGGUUCCGACCCGGGUUCUAACCCAGGUUCUGACUCGGGUUCUGCCGGCUGCGAGCUGCUCCGGAAGGUGACACUAACGCACCUGAACAGGAUAGACUUCCUGAGGAACCACGCCUACCAACGAGCAGGGAGCCCCGGACCAAAGCGCUGAGACAGUCCCAAUCAAACGGCUUUUUGUAC
Oryzias melastigma (Indian medaka) is the source of this 852-nucleotide messenger RNA. Its product is annotated as interferon omega-2. The record is from RefSeq and is a predicted model, not a curated record. Lineage: Eukaryota; Metazoa; Chordata; Actinopteri; Beloniformes; Adrianichthyidae. Gene Ontology annotation, biological process: defense response. Gene Ontology annotation, cellular component: extracellular region. The transcript is spliced from 5 exons. The coding region runs from base 326 to 823 and encodes 165 amino acids. Gene Ontology annotation, molecular function: cytokine receptor binding.